This is a messenger RNA of Klebsormidium nitens, 1083 nucleotides long. The record is from the annotation of a GenBank genome assembly. Lineage: Eukaryota; Viridiplantae; Streptophyta; Klebsormidiophyceae; Klebsormidiales; Klebsormidiaceae.
AUGAAUCUUGGCAGAGCUGAGAGCGAGCCGCAAAUGGACUUUCAGAGACAGCAGCUGAACUAUAAGCAGCCAUCCUUCUACCAACAAGUAAGAUCGACCACUGAAAGCUAUCAAGGGGGCCGCAGAAAAUUGGGCGGAGGAGGAAGCAUGGGCAAGCUGUUCAUCAUCCAGUUGGACGGCCGGAUCUACAGCUGCCGUAACUGCCGGAGUCAUCUGGCCAAGAGCGAGGAGCUAGUGUCGCGGUCGUUCCAUUGCCGAAACGGGAAGGCCUACCUCUUCAACAGCGUUGUGAAUGUGAGCGUGGGGCCGUUGGAGGACCGCCAGAUGACGACCGGGCGCCACACGGUCGCCGACAUCUACUGCAACUGCUGCCAACAAGUCGUUGGCUGGAAAUACGAAGCGGCAUACGAGAAGAGUCAAAAGUACAAGGAGGGGAAAUACAUUCUGGAGAGGGGAAAGAUGAUCGACGUCGACAGUUCCAAUGACUUCUUCGUAGAGUCGCAUCCGGCUCUAAGCGACCCGGAAGACGGGGGGUAAUUGACUCGUGCGCGGGUAUCGACUGCACCGCUUUGUACAGAUUGUAGGAUUUAGGAAUUAGCAGAAGGUGGUUUGUACAUAAAAGGAAAAAGAGGAAAGGGGUGUCGUAUCAUCCGAGGAAUGAUACAAUUCUUCGGCUGUUUUAGGAAGCAGUCGUGUCAACGUCAUCUCCAAGAGCACGCACGCCUCAUAGUCACGGUCCUCCGUUGUGCUCAUGAAAUCGGUAGGAAUCAGCAUCGACUUUUGAACGUAGAUUUGGAAGUCUGAGCCCUGUACGUAAAUGGACACACUUGAUUUCACGAGAAGCCACAGAACUCUAAUGGAUCCGCUGAGCUCUCGGAUGCCUGAACUUGCUGUGUAUAGUGCAGCCGGAUAGGGCCUUCUUGAACCCCGCUCUGGCUUCCUUGAGGUCACACAAGAGACCGUGCAGAGAAGUCAAAGCAUGCACCUGGCAUGCGCAUUCUUGUACUCAUACUUUCAAGUACGUCUAAGGAUUCCAAUUCAAUCUUUUGACAGUUGCGUUACUCGUAAGGUUUUUCCGUGCAG